This is a messenger RNA of Trichoderma aggressivum f. europaeum, 1587 nucleotides long. RefSeq lists its product as uncharacterized. The record is from RefSeq and is a predicted model, not a curated record. Gene Ontology annotation, biological process: nuclear-transcribed mRNA poly(A) tail shortening; regulation of DNA-templated transcription. The coding region runs from base 1 to 1587 and encodes 528 amino acids. Gene Ontology annotation, cellular component: CCR4-NOT core complex; P-body. The transcript is spliced from 6 exons. Lineage: Eukaryota; Fungi; Ascomycota; Sordariomycetes; Hypocreales; Hypocreaceae.
AUGGGAGGCGCUGCAUUUCAAAACCAAGCUCGCCAGCUGGGCGGCAACGUCAGCUUUGCGCAGAGCUUGAGCGGGUCACAACCUGCAACGCCGCUCGACCUGUCGCCUACCCAUCUCUCUUGGGCCAUCAUGAUCCGCUACACGCACAAGAAACACAAGCUGGUCAACAAGUCUGGGGAAUCGCCAACCAUGGGGCCUGGCUCGCACUCCAUGCCUGGUCUGGCAUACUCCGACGUCCUCAAGGGCUCCUCAAGCUCAAGCUUGCCUCCAGCACAUCCGUCGUCGCAACAUCCCGCACCCCUCAGGCACAAUGAACAGGAUGUUCGAAACCGUUCUACCUUGUCGCAGGCGCUGACCAUUGUUGACAGGGAAUUCCCGUCUCUAUCGAACAACUCUCAGCUUCCCAGCACGACCCAAGGAUCGAUGUGGUCUACGGCGGGUUCCAGAACCAUCAGCGGGCCAAUCCAGCGGAAUCAGCCUGCCCCUGGGCCUUCCCAACAGGGUGGACAGGAUGAUCUCUUUGGACCUCCGUCCUCGCGGAUGCAGUCAAAUCAGGGUCCUUUUCGAUUUGGAGCCCAGCCAACGCAAGUCCAGCCGAACAGCGUCGACGACUUCCCUCCGUUAAAUCGGUCAUCCAACGGCGAGAUAGGGUCAGAGCGUGGUGCCAACUUGAUGUCCGCUCUGGGCUUCAAUCCGCAGAACCCUGGUCCUUCAGGGCCGAUGCCAAACAACGGGGGGAACGGCUUGCUGAACGCGCUCACAGCGACAAACCGAGCAAACGAAGUGCGAUCACCGCCUGCCAUCGGCACACCAAACGGCCCCGGCAGACAGCAGCAACAACAAUCGCAACAGCAACAGCAUGACGGCAAGCAGAAAGCGUCCGGUUUUCGAGAAGACGAUUCGGGCAAGGCAUCAGAAGUAGCCUCUCCAGCCGCUGAAGGACGAGGAUCUCUUGGUGUGAUUGGAAGCGAAGGUCCGAAUGGAAGACCGAUCGAGCCCAAAGAUAGCCAAGUUGCAGAAGUUGUGGACCCUUUGGCAGGCAUGUCUGCGGUUGACAAAUGGGGCAUCAAAGGGCUUAGGACGCUCAUGAACAACUAUCCCGACUACCAUGCUAUGAUCAUAGGAAUGGAUCCCAACACCAUCGGUCUCGAUUUAAGUUCCCCAGAGCUGAUUUCAACCCAAAUGUACUCAUUACUGGACGAUACUCCCCCGAAGCCUACAGUCAACCUGAGCAAAUUUCGAUUGCCUGAGUGCUACAGCGUGACGAAUGUGCAGCCGAUAGACACCAAGAUACAAAGUUUCAACGAAGAAACUUUGUUUUGGAUCUUUUACAGCUGUCCAUUGGAUGCCAAGCAGCAGAUGGCCGCAGUGGAACUCCACUCUCGUAACUGGCGAUGGCAUAAAAAACUGCAGGUCUGGCUGACAAAGGACGAGCACAUGACUCCUCAGAUCUUGAGUCCGAAUCACGAGCGAGGAUACUACAUCGUCUGGGAUACAGUCACAUGGCGAAAGGAUCGCCGAGAGUUUACUUUGCAUUACGGAGAUUUGGACACGUCUCUAGGACAGCCACCGCCGGUUCUGUCAUAA